Molecule: messenger RNA, 6334 nt
Organism: Porites lobata
Lineage: Eukaryota; Metazoa; Cnidaria; Anthozoa; Scleractinia; Poritidae
Source: the annotation of a GenBank genome assembly
AAAAGAAAGAGAAAGAAGAAAAGAAAAAGAGAAAGAAAAGAAAAGACUCUAAAAGAGUGCAUUAGUCACCCUCCAGAGCUCAACAAAGUUCUCCCAUCCUUGGCUGACAUUAAGGCAAUAACCAGACCUUCAAAACAUGCUGAUCUUCCUGUUGAUGUCUUGUUACUGACAGUGAAGAAUUGUGAAUUUUUAGCUUGUUACAGUGAGCUAAAAAAACCCUACAGAUGUUGGUUUGAUGGUCUUGGCUACGUUUACUUUUCUGAUGUGGAUGGAAGUCAAGAUAAAGUUAAAGUUGCAUUAUUUAAAUGUUAUGAGAAGAGUAGUUGUCCUGGUGGUUCUCUCGUCUCUGUUAAGAAUGCUGCCACUCUGCUUAGGCCUAAAGCAGUCAUAUCUGUUGGUGCAUGUAGUGGUCUUCACCCUGAAAAAUCUAACUUAGGAGAUGUUGUUGUUUCUGCCAAGUUAACAACAUACGCUUCCAAAGAGGUGAUCAAUAAUCAAGAACAGUCAACUGGCAUGAGGAGUUAUGUGAGCAAAUGCUUCCUGGAUGUCAUUAAGAAUUGUGCUGAUGGCUGGAAAGCACCAUUGAAGAACCUGGCUGAUGCUCAACAAGUUCAAGUUUAUACUUCUGCUGAGUUUCUGAGUGGACCAGAACAAGUCAUUUCGGAACAGCGACAUGAUCAACUUGCUGAAACAAAUCCUCAGGCAAUAGCAAUGGAAAAUGAAGGAGAAGGUGAGUACCUUGACUGAUUUUUUGCAGCCAGUCUUUAUUAGAAGGUGCACACAGCCAGGUCAAGCUUUGCUUGAGGUGGAGAGAGACACAGUCGCAUGCAUCAUACUUGUACUAGGAAAGCAAAAAUUUUGUUUCCUUUAAAGCAUCAAAAGGUCGGGAGUUUGGCACUUAAAAUCAUGUCUGUCAGUUCAUUGGGAAAUCCUUUCGUUUUUGCUAGAGAAAUAAUUGUCAUAUUGCCUAAAACAUUAUGCGGCUAAAUCAAAUUGAGGCUAAGUUUAACUCUAGACAUUGCUGACUAGUUAAGUUGGUCUUUCAAAUGAGAAGGCUCCUCAGGGACCGUGGGGAAUUCAGAGCUUCUCUGUUGAGGUCAUACCAUUGCAUUCACAUAGCUUAUUAACGUUGCUUGUACUCGUCAAUUGUUCUGCUCCUUACCCUGCCUUCCCUUUGGUAAGCACAGUGGAACCCCAUUAAUACUAUCACUAAUGGGUCAAAACAACUUGGCUACGUCAACGGGGUGGCUGUAUUGCAAGGCCAGGGUCAAACUUCAUGACUUGAGGACUGUAAUGACAAGCACAUCGUACAUCGCUGUCGCACUUCUUGUACAACUCUGUUCUCUUAAAUAAAUAACAGGAAUGUAGAUAUCACAUACCGUAGUUGUAAAAACUACUUGAAACUCUGUCAGGACAUAAAACAGCUUUUAAAAAUCAGCUAUUAGACCACCAAAAAAUACAAUGUAAGUGACUAUAGUUUAAAAACAGUAGAAAAACAAGCUCAGCUUAAUUACUAGGUCAAUUAAAUUGACAUGUCACAGGCAUUUCAAUUUUCAAAAUUUCUGACAAUUUGCCGUUUUAGAGGGGUGAAAUAUUUUAUUGUAAGAGAUGUCACUGUUUGGGAUUUUAAAAUAUGGCCAUUGGCCACAUCAACGGGUGACUGUGUUAACAAUGUUUUUUCAUUAGAAAAUGUAUGGCCAUUUUGCCAGGCCAAAAAUAACAAGGUGACUGUAUUACUAAGCUGGCCAUAAGGCGGGGUUCCACUUAAUAAAAUCUCCACUGGUUAGCUGUGAGAUGGUGCCUGAAUUAUUGCCACUCCAAGGGUUGUCAUGGUUAUAAGCAGCUGCACUCGACUGCAGUUUCCUGGCUCUACAAGCCUUGCAAGCACCUCCACCCACACUCAUCUUUGUUGAUAAAUUUAAAUUACACUACAAUGAAACUUAUACAAAAAUGGCUGCCAACAUCUCCCACUGUCUGGUCAAGUUUCUUAUUUUGCUGAUGAAGACACUUAAAUGAAACAGGACUUCUCUCAAAACUCAUGUAAAGUUUGUUUUGUUGUUCUACAGGCGUAUUUACAGCAGCAUUUGAUUGUCAAAUUGAGUGGUUAAUUGUGAAAGGAAUAGCUGACUAUGCAGAUGGUUCUCAGUUAGCUUCAGAGAGUUGGUCUUCCUGUGCCAGUGUGAUGGCAGCAUCUCUUGUUGCACACAUGUUGAAUGAACCCUGUGUUUUCCAUUCAUGGCCUCAUUAUCAAGGUAAUCAUGCAAUCAUAAAGUGCUGCCACAUCUUGGCAUCUCAUUUAUUGAAUCCACUGCUGGGUUCGUUCCAUAGUGCAGUCACAGAUAAGCUACUUGGUACAUGCUCUGGGGUGCAUGCCAUCCCAAAUUCAGCUAUCCAACACUCACCACUUGUUCAAGUUGUUUAGUUGAGAUUCAAAUAGUAUAGUGAAUGUGAUACAUUUCUGUAAAAUAACAAGAAGCAUUAGAAGUGUGCAUCUUUUUAUUUAGGAACCAGUACAAUUUGAGAUAAUUUGCAAUAUUUAGAAGCUAUCAUGAUAGUCCGCAUUACACCGUAAAUCGUCUAUUUAGCCCCCCUCUUCUCAAAUAACCCCCUCCCUCUUAUACCCCCCUCCCCUCCCCUAAUUAUUCUUAACUAAUAAUUGAUAGACUGUAUUAAUCAAUGACGACUGUGAAACUUCGUGAGGAAUGAUCCAGGAUGGUUUCAUACUAGCCUGAGUAUCAGGCGUUUCUGGGGGAAAAGGGAAAAGAUGGAAGCGAAAAAGGGAGAGAGCUAAAGGAGAAAAACGCCUGACACAGAUGCUUUUACUGGAGCCUUCCACCCCCACACAGCAUGAUUGGAUACCAACCAAUCAAAAUCACAUCCGGUCAUUGGGUUGUCAGCUUCACGUGUCAAAAAGCUCGCCUAAAAUAAAUCUCACCUUACGGUCUGGCCGAGCUCUGGUGCCUGUGUUGCUACGAUUUCGCUUUUUCUGAAACCUCCAAUGAGGAGUUUUCGAAUACUUGUAAUGGAAAACGUGCAGUUUUUGAAAAUGUUUUAUAACUUGUUUUAGGAAUUGUGCUAAUGUAAGAUCGCCAACGCUCUGUUUGUAAAUAAACGUGUGCCCGGAAAACUGUAAACUGCUUUUGUUUACAGAGUUACAACAGCGGCGCUCAUUAAUAAGCAGGUUCCUGAGAAUCUGACAGCUAAAAAGCUGCUGUAGAUCAGGCCGAAAAUCGUCCGAGGGAAAAUCUAAAGUCAAGCUAAAGCCUUGGUGCUGUUGGCUAUUCUCAAUACAUGGCUACCUCGCUCUAAUUUUAUUUACAGUAACGAUACCCUUUUAGCGGCGGGAUGUUGUAAAUCAAUAGAUUCUGGAUGCGUCACACGAUUUGCUGAAUGGUUUUGUGUCAGGCCUUCCUUUCUCUUCUCCCCCUCCCCCCCCCCCCCUCAAAAAUCUCCUCUCCCCCAUCCCCUUAGGAAGGCCUGAUACUCAGGCUAGUUUCAUACCAACUGGAAGUUUGGAUUUGAUUCUGAUCCUCCGUGCAUGACCUUAAACUUUCUAGUACCUGAGCUUUUCCGCUUUGUUUUGUGGUUCUCUAUGGAGAGCUGAUACCAUCGUCUUUUCUAAAUUAAAUGAGCCCCCCAUCUCAAAUAAGGAGGAUUUACGGUAAUGAUAUUUUGACAUUUGACAUGCAUAUUUUAGACAGUGGUGAAAAUAUUAUUAUUAUUAUCGUUUUAUUCGUCAUCAGUGGAUCAAUAAAAUAUCAAUUUUGUUAUCAAACUAAUGAAUGUUUUUCCUUCAGGACCGCAACCACAAGGGUUAAUCACCCACUAUGAUGAGAAUCACACUACACCACCAUCUACCGCUUCAUUCAGCCUCGAACCCCCGUCAAAACCGCAACGGCAAAAAUACAAUGACAAUCCAACGAAAAAGCAACCAUCAACCGCUUCAUCCAGCAACGCUUCACUUGAUUCUUCAAUCAACCGCACUCAAACAAACGGAGAAACCUUAGUCGCUCCUUUCAUCGAACGUAUGAAGAAACAUGUCCGAGAUGUCACUGACAAACCUUACGGAGACCUCAAAUCACCUUUUUAUAAUCCAGGCGAAGGACCUAGAAGAGAUCUAAAGCUUGACGAAAUCUUCACUAAUUUGAUUAUUUAUGAAGGGAGAGCUAAGUAUGACUUUUCAGGAGACAGAAUCGAACAGCUAAACGAGUACCACAAAGCCAAUGAAAAUUUACGACCAACACUGCCAGGAGAUAUUUUUGAUGAUUUAGAGAGACAGAUUCUUGUUGUUGGUCGUCCUGGAAUUGGAAAAACCAUGUUUAGCAUAAAGAUUCUUCGCAACUGGGCCUGUGAUAACUUAUUGAACGGAUCACAAAGAUUACAAAUAGAGAGACAAACAGAUUUUGAAGCUUUUCCUUUUCUGAAUAAUGAUAUCCAGGACUUCUAUAACGAAAUGCAAAUAUCGCAAAAGGAUUUUAAAGUUGCCUUUCUCAUCAAGCUGAGGACAUUUAACUCUACCAACCAAAAACUAAGUCUUCGCGAGCUUCUGGAUCACUCAGAAUAUUCAGCAGCUCUUCCCAAAGAGGUCUGGAACUACAUUCGUCACAACCCAGAGCGAGUACUGUUGAUUUUUGAUGGAUUUGACGAAUAUACUGGUAGGACUAAAAUAAAUGAAGAUGACAUUCCGUACAGAAACAGUGAAGAGGAAAGGAUGCCUGUUUAUUUCCUUAUGAAGAAAAUAGUAGAGGGAAAAAUUCUUACCGGUGCGACAAUCCUAACGACUACAAGACCCAAUGCCGUAUCAUGUAUCAGAAGUCUUGACUUUGACAAAACGGUUGAAAUUCUGGGAUUCUCAACUGAGCAAGUAAAAGAGUAUGUACAGAAGUUUACAAAGGAGGAGGACAAAGCGGAAACCAUAAAGCAACACAUCACCAGUAACUUAAACCUUGUAGCCUUCUGCUACGUUCCUGUGAAUUGUUUCAUCAUUUGUUCGUGCUUGUUAGAGCUGCUUGGCAACACUACUGGCUUUACUAGCCUCCCGACAAGACUGACAGAAAUAUACUCAAUUGCAAUAAAGAUGUUUUACUUAAGUUACGAGGAAUAUCGCUACCAGAAAGCCAAAGGUCAACAGUUUUUUCUGAAGUCGUUUAAGCAACUUCCUGUUCCUGUGCAAAGCAAAUUCACUAGCCUUGGAAAAAUUGCUUUUGAUGGAAUUACCAAAGGAAGACUUAUUUUUGAAUCAGUUGAAAUUAGCAACCUAGAGAGUAAUGGCCUGUUUCACCGUUUACCUGACACUAGAGACCAUCCUUUAGCAGAGAGAAGAGAACAAUAUUGUUUUUUACACCUGACCAUACAGGAGUUCUUGGCGGCGAAGUAUUUGGUAGACACGUUAAGUUCCGAACAACUGCGGGAUUUUGUUGCCGCUCACAUCGAGGAUGGCGCGUGGAAGGUUGUGAUGCAGUUUGUGGCUGGACUGCUGGCUGAAAAAGAUGAACAAUCGACAGAUAUUUUCAGCGACCUUCUUCCCUUAAAAACGGAUACUAAAGAAGUUGAAAUCAAGUUGAGUGAAGACUCAGACGAACGAAUUGAAACACUGACCCGUUGGCCAGCUGAUGAAGACAAGGCUUUAGUGGUGACGCUAUUCAAUUGCAUGUAUGAGAACAAUGCCUCUGAUCGAGAAGUUCAAAAGAAACUGACGAAAAUUGGUUGUAAUGCGCUCGAUUUUAAUAAUUGUAACCUGUCACCUCUUGACUGUUUAGCAUUAGUUCAUGCACUUAAAUCUGUUAAAGGAAUGUUGGAUUUUCAUUUAAGCUUCAACAGCCUUCAGUCGCUAGGAUGUAUUGAGAUUGCGAAGUUGCUGCGUGGCAACGAACACAGUCAGGGUCUCUGCAAACUAAACAGCUUAAACCUCAUGUGGAACCAGAUAACUGAUGAAGGUGUUGAACAUUUAUCUACAGCACUCACACACACUAACUGCAAACUAAAGAGAUUAUACCUCAUGAAUAACAACAUAACUAAUGACGGUGUGAAACAUCUAUCUACAGCACUCACACACACUAACUGCAAACUAAACAACUUAUACCUCACGAAUAACAACAUAACUGAUGAAGGUGUUGAACAAUUAUCUACAGCACUCACACACACUAACUGCAAACUAAACAGCUUACACCUCGGGGGUAACAACAUAACUGAUGAAAGUGUUAAACAUUUAUUUACAGCACUCACACACACUAACUGCAAACUAAACAGCUUAUACCUCUUUAAUAAUAAAAUAACCCAGCAAGGUAAAAAACUCUUAAACUCAAAAAACAUAAACUGUGAAGUAGCUUUCUAA